AUGACUUAUUUGACUUAUUGUUCUAUUGCUUCAGUCUUGGACAACCUCGAGAAAUUGUUCGGUAGAUUAACGAAAUUUGAGGACUUAUAUGCAGACUUUGCGGAGAUUUAUGAUGAGGAGCUGAAAGUUGUGAUGAUUGUGAAGCUGGAAUUAAAACUUGUAAGAACUUUUCUUCUGUGUGCAAGAAAAUGGAGCUUCGACGGGUGGAAGCAUGGAAGCCUUGAAGCUUUCUUAUCCAGCCUUGAACGUGAACUUAUUGUUCUAAACAACUAUGAGGCCUUCUACGCUCUAACGGAGGAUGAUCUCCCCUACGAAUAUGAUAUGAUCGAGGACCUCGAGGUAUUGUCUAAAUUUCGGGCCAUCUUAAGAACUUUUGAGGUAGAAUUCAGCGAAUUGUACAUGAGCUUGUUGGAUUUUGUAUUGCUAUCGAAUUCUUCUAUGGUGGAUGAUGUACUUCUGGAAUUCAUUGACUCCCUGCUAGAGAAUCUGGGGGAUGUUUUAGGACCCAAGGAACCCCUCAAAGAGAAGUUAAACUUCCUGAAGGAUUUGAUCCUCUUUGUAACAUGGGAAGGUGUUGAGCAUAGUCUGUGGAAAGAUCUGUUGGCCCGCUUCCAAUUUGUGGCUGUCCAGGCAGCCCAUCUGUCUUACAUGUGUUGGUUUGACAGCUAUGAUGAAGUGUUUAUUGAAAUUCAAUUUCUGAUUUCUGAACUACUACAGAUGAUCAGGCCUGUUAAUCCUGAAUUUAGCAAGACUUGUGCCCGGGUCUUAAGAGCUGCAAAAUUAACAGGAUUAUUGCACAGUCUGGAUUUUGAGACAGAUAUGGGUAUAGUUGGGAACUUUGCUGAUUCCCUGCUGGAUAUGCUGUGGGAGGUUCUAAACUGUGGUACCAGCUUUGCGGUUGCAAAGCGAGACCAGAUGCAAAUGCUCAAUGAUGGACUCAGAUUCUUGAGAGCCAUUCUCAAAAUGCAGCAGGAAAAGUUCAAUCUGCUACACCAAAAAAUGAAGGAUCUUGUAGGAGCUAGUGUCAAUGAUGCAGGAAUCCUGAUUUAUUCGCUUUUCACAAAGAGAAUAGAAGGAGAUCUACUGAAGGAUCUGGGUCUUGCAUUUCUUGAUUUUCUCGAGAAGAUUAAGCUUAUCAAGAUAGUAACAUCAACAUUUGACUCCCCAGGGACCAAUGGGCUUGGCUUUAUAAAGUUUCUUCUAGACAAUCUGACUGAGCUGGCAAGGCUUGAUUUAGUUGCCCAUUCAAGGGAUCAAAUUCAGAUAGUUCAGAAAGAUUUUGUAAUCUUGGGAUCUGUUUUUGAGAAGAUUGAUGAGCAGCGCAACAAGAAUGAAAAGCUCACAGCUCUCUGGAGUCAUGCUAUUGAGGUGGCAAACAAGGUAAUGCUUUUAAUUAGCUCUUUUGAUCUUUCUCCUUUGUCCUUUGAUAGCAUCUCAGAAGAACUAUUGCAAAUUAAAACUCAAGCCAAAGAGAUUGAUGACAUGUAUGGCUCUGAAGCCAAGAAAGUUGCCAAGACUUCUAAUUAUGGCUCAUUACAAGCAAGAAUCCCAAGACUAAAUCAUGUUGUGGUAGGUUUCGAUGAUGAGACAAAAAGAAUAAUUAAUCAAGUCAAAUAUGGGUCGCAGAAAUUGGACGUUGUAUCCAUUGUCGGCAUGGCCGGACUCGGCAAGACAACUUUAGCCAAACGUGUGUACAACAAUCGUUCAAUUAGAAACAAUUUUCAUAUUUGGGCAUGGUGCAAUGUCUCUCAAGUAUAUCGCAAGAAAGAUUUAUUACUUGAGAUUUUGGGUUGUAUCUAUCCUGAGAAUUCUAAGCAAUAUUCUGAGAUGGAAGCAGAUGAUUUGACGCUGAAGCUCUACCAAUCCCUGAAGCUAAAUAAGUACUUCAUCGUCUUGGAUGAUGUAUGGGACAUAAAGGCAUGGCAUGGCUUGAAGGAAUCAUUCCCAGAUGAUUCAAAUAAAAGUAGAAUACUCAUAACAAGCCGACUGUAUGAAGUUGCUUCACAAGUUAAACAGCAUGUGAACCUAACCAUCUACGCCACUUCACUGAUGAUGAGAGCUGGGAGUUGCUACAGAAGAUGCUCUUUCCCAAUGAAUCCUGUCCUCUUACAGUAG
Messenger RNA from Coffea arabica (coffee), 2115 nucleotides. RefSeq names its product putative late blight resistance protein homolog R1B-13. Gene Ontology annotation, molecular function: ADP binding. Lineage: Eukaryota; Viridiplantae; Streptophyta; Magnoliopsida; Gentianales; Rubiaceae. The record is from RefSeq and is a predicted model, not a curated record.